Molecule: messenger RNA, 1069 nt
Organism: Etheostoma spectabile (orangethroat darter)
Lineage: Eukaryota; Metazoa; Chordata; Actinopteri; Perciformes; Percidae
Gene: aqp8a.2
Product: aquaporin 8a, tandem duplicate 2
Exons: 5
Coding region: 38-814 (258 amino acids)
Biological process (GO): water transport; transmembrane transport
Cellular component (GO): plasma membrane
Molecular function (GO): water channel activity
Source: RefSeq, a predicted model, not a curated record
GCCGGAGGUGUUCCGAAAUAAAAAAAACAAAGUAGCAAUGGGUGAGGAGAAAAUGGAAAUGGAAGACUCUACUCUGAUGGAAAAGGGACGGAAGCCACCCGCGCCCAAACCUCCCAACAAAUAUGAGACUCUGUUCCAGCCCUGCCUGGCCGAGACAGUGGGGACCAUGUUCUUCGUUUUUGUCGGCUGCGUGUCUGUCAUUGAGAACGUGCCGGCGGCUGGACGGCUGCAGCCGGCCCUGGUGCAUGGCCUGGCUGUGGCGGUGUUGGUGGCGGUCAUGGAUAACAUCAGUGGCUCCCAUUUCAACCCUCCCUUCACUAUCGCCAUCUACCUGUGUGGAGGCAUGGAGCUGAUGAUGGUGGGACCCUACUUGGUCAGCCAGCUGAUUGGAGGAGUGCUGGGAGCUGGAAUGGCCAAGAUGAUGACUCCUGCAGACCGGUACUUGAACGCAACGGGAGCAGCGUUUGACAGCGUCAAGUCAGAGAGCCAGCUGUUCGGAGCCAUCUUCGGGGAGGUGGCCAUGACCUGCCUGGUCACCAUGGUGGUGCUGCUGGUGGCGGUCAACAGCAAGACCAAAACCCCGCUGGCUCCGUUCCUGGUGGGCUGUACCGUCAUCGUUAACGUCCUGGCGGGAGGUGACAUAUCCGGAACGUGUCUGAACCCUGCCAGAGCCUUCGGGCCAGCUCUGAUGACAAACUACUGGACCUACCACUGGGUUUACUGGGUGGGGCCCAUAGGUGGGGGGCUGGUGGCAGCCGCUUUGCUCAGGCUCAUUCUGGGUGAUGAUAAGUUAAGAGUCGUUAUGAAAUCAUAACAGCGAACAUGUCUGGCCCACCAUAUCAGCUACACCCUUGACUCAUGUGGCGUCACAGUGACGUGCGGUCAGUGUGAUGCUGUUGUACUUUUCUCUGCUUUUCUUCCAUGCCAAACUGGGUGAUCACUGUGAAUUUUUUAGUAUUAAAAUAUUAAGAACGAAAUAUGUAGACUGAUCUCUCAUACCAAUGCAGAUCAAAUAAAUGCUUGUUUUUGUUACUUGUGUGUAACAAAAACUACUCGUGUGUGUGUGUUU